CGAAGCUCUCUACUGCCGGAGAACUGCGACAGCAAACAUGAACAUAGAAGAUGCGGACAUCGUCUACGCGGAACGUGACGCAGACCCAGAGCGAUUUCGCGACUAUGAUCCGAACCGUCAAUUAGAUGCCGCGUAUGCUGACGCUCACGCACGCGAAGCAUCUCGGAGAGCAUCUCGGCAGCAAUCGGGGAGGACUAAUACGCAGCAGUCGAGACGUGAAGCAGUAGAAGAGGCAGACCGAGAGGGCUCUGUCAGCUCCGCGAGCACCUCAUCCAUCCCACAUCGCAAUACCCGCUAUUCCACCUCCCAUACACCGUCCGUGGCAACCAGGACGUCAACCAGAAUCGAAGAUGAAUUCAUGCAUUACCUUGAUCGACAUCCCACAGCCAUCCAACGCAUUUCGGAGCAUCGUCUACAACAUUUGCAAACAGUCGGUUCGAGGAGAGCGCCAGCUGAUGCGGGAAUUGAUCUGCCGAGCUUUGGAGGAAAGAAGCCGUAUCCGCCGCCUUUGCCUGACAGAGAAGAGUAUGUCGUCGAGUUCGAUGGCCACGACGACCCUCGACACGCGAUGAACUGGCCAACCAAGAAGAAGAUGAUCAUCACAUCGAUUCUUAUUUUCGAUUCGUUGGCGGCCACGUUCGCAUCUUCCAUCUUCUCCCCGGCAGCCAUGUAUGUCGAGCGAGAAUUCCACAAAGGCCGUGAGGUCGUCACGCUUGCAACAUCUCUAUUCGUCCUUGGUUAUGCUGUUGGCCCCAUGGUGUUCGCUCCAAUGUCGGAGCUAUACGGAAGAAGGCUUCCAGUUGUCUUUGCAGCGAUCGCCUUUGGCAUUUUCAACAUUGGCGUUGCGGUGGCGAAAGACUACCAAACGCUCAUCAUCUGCCGUUUCUUUGGUGGAUUCUUCGGUAGUGCUCCACUGGCAAUCACUGCCGCUGUAUUCGCAGACAUGUAUAGCAAUCAGUAUCGGGGUCUGGCUGUUUGCGCUUUCUCCGGAACUAUCAUCAACGGCCCGCUCAUGGCCCCAUUCAUUGGCGGAUUCAUCGCCAGCUCAUAUCUAGGCUGGAGAUGGGUCGCGUACAUUCCCGCUUUCAUGGGCUUUGCCGCUGGGACGCUGGCUCUUUUCUUCCAAGAUGAGACUUACGGCCCUGUCAUCCUGGUCAGCAAAGCAUCCGAACUUCGACGUUUGACACGGAAUUGGGGCAUCCACGCGAAGCAAGAAGAAGUCGAAGUCGAUUUGAAAGAGCUCGCAUCGAAGAACUUGAUGAGGCCUCUUCGAAUCCUAUUUACGGAGCCAAUCGUCCUCCUUAUCACGAUCUACAUGAGCUUUUUGUACGGACUGCUUUAUCUAUCAUUGACAGCAUUCGGCAUCGUUUUUGGGCAGAUCCAUGGCUUCGGACCCGGCGUUAAUGGGCUACCUUACUUCGGAAUGAUUGUUGGGGUCUGCUUCGGUAUAGCGCUUGUCUGUAUCGAUGUCCGUGGCUAUAAUAAGAAACUCAAGGCCAACAAUAACAUUCCGGUACCUGAAUGGCGAGUGCCAAUCAUGAUGCUAGGCACUGUGUCCUUCACGAUUGGCUUAUUCUGGUUCGGCUGGACUGGAUAUACUGCAAGCAUACCGUGGAUAGUCCCAACGCUUGCUGGUCUAGCACUGGGUUUCGGCAUAUUCACUGUCUUCUUACAGUGCCUGAACUACAUCAUCGAUGCGUAUCUGAUGUUUGCAGCGUCUGCAAUAGCGGCCAACACCAUUAUGCGUUCGAUCUGUGGUGCGGUCUUUCCACUCUUUGCCUACUAUAUGUACGAGGGCAUUGGCGUGAACUGGGGCAUGACAUUACUUGGCUGCUUAUCGGCUCUCUUCAUACCGAUGCCUUUUGUUUUCUACUUCAAAGGCAAACAGAUCCGCGCAAAGUCCAAGUUCGCACCGGCCCCAGAUAUUGAACACGACAAACGCCGCGACGAGGAGAGCAAAGGUGGUGGCGAAGGCGACGAGAGCGAUGGAACCGCUGCCAAGGACACUAACGGGAAUGCUAAGAAGGAGGCAUGAUCAUGAAUGCAGCCAGUAUACACCAAUCUUCUGAAUAAUAUUCGAAGGUCCAUCAAAGCCCUCCGACGAAAGUGGGGCAUUCAG
Messenger RNA from Pseudocercospora fijiensis CIRAD86, 2119 nucleotides. RefSeq lists its product as uncharacterized. NCBI's taxonomy places the organism in Eukaryota, Fungi, Ascomycota, Dothideomycetes, Mycosphaerellales, Mycosphaerellaceae. Bases 38 to 2035 code for a protein of 665 amino acids. The transcript has 7 exons. Gene Ontology annotation, biological process: transmembrane transport. The record is from RefSeq and is a predicted model, not a curated record. Gene Ontology annotation, molecular function: transmembrane transporter activity.